UUUUUAUUUAUCUUGAAUAUUUAAUCUUGUAUCAGACGGCUAGACAGGUAUACAAAUACAUAAAUAAUUUAUUAUAUAUAAUUAAAUUUAAAAAAAUGAAAUAUGUCUGAGGGAUUUAUACAUUCGGUAAAAGUUCCACGGCUUUAUAAAACGGCCUCUAGUACCGUUAAAAAAAUAGUUGAACGCAAAGCCAGUUUGAAAGAAUUAGUUUAUGAACGAAAACACCCGAAUGUAAAAGCACUUUAUGCUCUCGCUGCAACGACACUGCAACAUUCAUCUCAAUUAACUCAAUUACUUGAAAAAACUCAAUUACUGAAAAAAGAACCACGAUUGGAUCAAUGGUUAGCACGUGUCCUAAUAACCGAACUAAUAUGGGGAAAACAAGUCUUACAGUCCGACGCAAAACCAAUUUUGACAAUCAAAAAUUACGAAAAUCAAUUACGAGAUGAACUAAAACACACUACCGAUAUUAAAAAACCAUUCACGAAAGUGGGUAAGCCACGUUAUGUACGAGUCAAUACGCUCGUGAUGACAGUCGAUGACGCAAUAAGAGAAUUUAUAAAUGAUGGGUUUACUUUAUUACCGAAAAGUCAAAAUUAUCAGUCAUAUCUCGAGUCACUGGAAAGUUUAAGCGGUUACUCGUUUAUUCAAGAUUUUCAUUUACGCGAAUUAUUUGCUUUUGCUGCUGGUACGCAUUUUUAUGAUCAUGAUGGAUAUAAAUCUGGCGCCAUUGUCCUUCAGGAUAAGGCGAGUUGUUUACCAGCUCAUUUAUUAAAUCCACCAACUGGGUCAGUUGUUUUGGACAUGUGCGCAGCACCUGGUAUGAAGACAACCCAUUUGGCAGCGAUCAUGCAAAAUGAAGGGAAAAUAUAUUCCGUUGAAAGAAACGAGCGUAGAUAUCAAGUACUUUGUGAUCUGAUACAAUCAUCCGGUGCCAAUAUCGUGACGACAAUAAAUGCCGACUCAUUGACAAUUGACUCAACAAAAUAUCCUGACAUCGAAUAUAUUCUAGUAGAUCCCAGUUGCUCUGGUUCGGGGAUGGACCGUCCAGAACUCAACGAAUCUUCUGGUAUAUGCGAGCCAUCGCGUCUUAAAAGUCUGCAAUCAUUCCAAGUAUUUUUAUUGCGUCACGCGUUAUCUAAUUUUCCGUCAGUUAAACGGAUUAUUUACAGCACGUGUUCAAUUUUUGCUGAAGAAAACGAAAUGGUUAUCGAUGAGAUUAUAAAUGACAUCGGCGAUGCCUAUAAAUUGGUACCGGUUAAAAAAUUACUGAACAAUGAGUGGAUUAAUUACAGUUCUGUUGAGUUCAAUUGCAAAGACAAUUGCCUGUAUGCGAGACAAAAUGUCGAUUAUUGCAAUGGAUUUUUUGUUGCUGUUUUCGAACGUAAUUUUGAUGUUCCGCUUCCGGAUUUUAAAAAACACAAGACUGGAAUGAAAGUUGAGGAGCGGGUGGAUACUGAGAGCGAUAGUAAAAAAUUUGAUAAUAAGGAAAAGAAGAAAGGAAAAAAUAAAAGGAAAUUUAAAAAUUUUGAGGGAGAGACUGAGGAACUAGAGAAAGAAUUUAAAAUUAAUGAGAGUGGAGAGAAGAAGAAAUCGUUGGAUGAAGAUGAAAAAUUGGAGGUGAAGAAUGAUGUUGGAGAUGAAAAAAAUUGUGAGCGGAAGAAGAAGAAGAAGAAGAAGAAGAAGAAAUUAUUGAGUGAAGCGGUAGAGGUGGAGGCUGAAGCAAAGUUUGAAGUUAAUGAAGAAGAAAAUGAUGGAGAAAUUUGUGGUGAGAAGAAGAAGAAGAGAAAAAAUGAAGAAGCUGAAGAAAAGUCGGAAAUUAAUAGAGAAGAAAAUAUUAAGGAAAUCGGUGGUAAGAAAAAGAAGAAGAGAAAAAAUGGAGAAGCUGAAGAAAAAAUAGAAAUUAAUGGAACAGAAAAUAAUGAAGAAAUCGGUAGCAAGGAAAAGAAGAAGAGAAAAAAUGGAGAAGCUAAAGAAAAAAUGGAAAUUAAUGGAGAAGAAAAUAAUGAAGAAAUCGGUGCUAAGAAAAAGAAGAAGAGAAAAAAUAAAGAGAUGGAAAUCAAUAAUGAAGUUGAUAACGAAAAAGUUAUCAAGAAGAAAAAAAAAGAAAAUUAAGUGAUAAAUAAUUGUAACAUUUGACAAAUGAUUUUGUAAAUAAUAAAGAGAAUAAAAAUAAAUUUUGUUAACAAAAAGAUUUUUUAAACAAGACCCAGAAUUUGAAC
This is a messenger RNA of Microplitis mediator, 2222 nucleotides long. It is a transcript of the gene Nsun5, whose product is annotated as 28S rRNA (cytosine-C(5))-methyltransferase. The coding region runs from base 103 to 2115 and encodes 670 amino acids. NCBI's taxonomy places the organism in Eukaryota, Metazoa, Arthropoda, Insecta, Hymenoptera, Braconidae. Gene Ontology annotation, molecular function: methyltransferase activity. Gene Ontology annotation, cellular component: nucleolus. The record is from RefSeq and is a predicted model, not a curated record. The transcript has 5 exons. Gene Ontology annotation, biological process: rRNA base methylation.